Molecule: messenger RNA, 234 nt
Organism: Pieris macdunnoughi
Lineage: Eukaryota; Metazoa; Arthropoda; Insecta; Lepidoptera; Pieridae
Source: the annotation of a GenBank genome assembly
AUGGCCGUGGGUAUGCAUAUUGCAACACGAUGUAUUCAAAAAAUUGUGACGCUAUCAAACCGUUAUCAGUGCAUGAAGGUAACCGAUUCAUGGACGUGUCCACCUUGUUUACGUAGAGAACAUCGCGGUCAGAGUACCUCUUCUGACGAAGUUCAGGCAGCAACGACACGACGCAAUAAAAAAGAUACAGGGCUUUGUGACCGCUGCGUAUCGAAGGGCGAUUUGCAAAAGUAA